This is a messenger RNA of Cucurbitaria berberidis CBS 394.84, 1432 nucleotides long. RefSeq lists its product as uncharacterized. NCBI's taxonomy places the organism in Eukaryota, Fungi, Ascomycota, Dothideomycetes, Pleosporales, Cucurbitariaceae. Gene Ontology annotation, cellular component: nucleus. Gene Ontology annotation, biological process: positive regulation of transcription from RNA polymerase II promoter by glucose. Bases 197 to 1339 code for a protein of 380 amino acids. The transcript has a single exon. The record is from RefSeq and is a predicted model, not a curated record. Gene Ontology annotation, molecular function: sequence-specific DNA binding.
UCGCAAACACCCAAGGAGAAGCGCAUCGCACUGCAGAGCCAUCCAGGCUCUCUCGUAGCGCUCCUGCUCUGGACACAGCAAGUUACUGACUUCCCCAGUCGACACACGCCUCUCCCCCUUUGUGCGGCUGCUCAGUCAGAUCGCGCCUCCUUUGACUCACCACGUCAGAAUUUGCCUCGUCCCAGUCGCAACCGCCAUGGCUGCCAUCGCCUACAAGCCCGUGUCCAACAUCGCCAUGGCCUUUGGGCGUAUGCACGAUGGCGGCCUUGCACCCUCGACGGGUACCCUCCCCACGCCUCCGAGUUCCAUCUCUCCGACGCUCCCUGCUCACAAGCGACGACCCAUGCCCAUAGCAGGGCCCGUCUAUACACCGGAGGAGUCGAUGGAUAUUGACCUCCAGGAUGCUGUCGAGCAUGCUGCCGCGCAGGAUCAGCCCUCGGCCCUGUCCAAGGAGGCGCUGGCUGGCCUGGACGCAACGCGCCAGAUCACCGCCCUGAUGCUGGCCAAGCACUACUUGCCCGACAUUAUCGUCGGCCACGGCGCCAUGCCCAUUCGCGAGAUGAUGGCGCAUCUAACGCACUCGGUGCCGGGCUUCUCUGGACUGCCGCCUGCCAAAGCGCGCAGGCUGGUCGUCGCUGCGCUGGAACAUCGCGCUGGCGGCGGCCUUCAGGGAGAGGUCAAGUUCGAGAAGGUCGGCUGGGGGCGCUGGAGCGUAGCAGGUGCUGACACCCAGGCCCAGGGGCUGCCUAUCGGUGGGUUGCGCACCGGAAACGGGCAGACACCACCCGCCAGUGUCGACAGCACUGGAGGCGGCCUGCAUAUACCCAAGCUGCGCCAUGAGCGCGACGUCUACUCAGGCAGCUGGGCCGCCGGGUCGUGGUCGCCACACCACCAGGGCGAAGAUGAAGAAAUGGCGGACCAGAUGUCGCUGGACGGCUCUGAGGGCAGCACCGACUCGGACUCGGCGUCGGAAAUGGAUCUCGAAGAUGAUCUCAACGACGAUACCGAUGAAGAAGACUGGUCUGCAAUGGGGCCGGACGCCCUUCGUGAGCCCCGCCGCGGUCCGCGCCGCGAACACCGCGACUACAAUUAUUUAAGCCGAACGCAGACGAGCAACCCGCGCUAUCGGAGCGCCUCGGCCCAGGCCCACUCGCUGCCUCACGGACGCACCACGACGCCCGUUUACAAGAAUCACCUUUCCAUUCCUUCUGCAUCCCGCGGCAAUCACGUCGUGAACGCGGGCCCUUCUCCUACUGUUUUUAAUGCAUCGCCUGGCGUUACUGGAUCCGGAGCCGAGCGCGAGGCCAUCGAGGCUCUUAUCGCCAUGGGCUCCAUGUAGGCCCAUGAUCCCUCCCGACGUUUGCCGACGCUCUAUGAUUACGCCGAACAUACUUCGCGAUACUGAACACUUAUACCUUGUCGUUGUCUUUGA